AUGGCUGGGCGAACGCUGCGCGAGCUCGUGCAAUCGCUACCGCAAGAGCUGUCCGACCACAUCUACGAAGAGACCUUCACCUGGACUCGCACUACCAAGACCGUCACCGUCGAGUUUCAAAAGGACUUCGAUCACCCCGCACCCUCGCUUCUCCUGGUCAACCGCGACAUUCGCUCUCGCCUGCUGUACGCCUUCUUCACCAACAGCGAGUUCCUACUACCUCCAUCCCCCUCGGAAUUUGCGCCACACCACAACGCAGUCCUCUCGUUCCUUCGACAUCAGCCGUCAUAUCUGCAAUUUGCUCUUCGAACAGGCACAUUCUCGAGAGUCGCUCUGCAACGCUUCUACUCUUUUGCGCGGGCACUCCAAGCGAGAGGCUUGAUCGUCGCUUGGGAACUUGAUGCGGAUGAGGACGACUUGGUGGACAGAAAUUGGGGAUAUGAAGUGAGGUUUUACUGCUAGAUAGAGCAGGCCUGCGUUGACUGAUGGGAUACAAAAUGCUUUUGUUGGAGCAUGCCGAUGCUAUUCUAACCCAGCGUGGUGGAACGGAACUUCCAACCGUCUGGCAAACAAGAAGGGAAAAAACGUUACCCAAACCUCGGAUACUUGCUCUAAUAUUCUAUACCCUAUUAGCGCUACCUGGAAACUUUGGGUUCUAUACCUCGGACAGCGUGCGAUGAGGUGUAGCGGGCAAUGCUUAGAAAGAAGCUUGUAAUGCCGGGCGUG
Messenger RNA from Pseudocercospora fijiensis CIRAD86, 726 nucleotides. RefSeq lists its product as uncharacterized. NCBI's taxonomy places the organism in Eukaryota, Fungi, Ascomycota, Dothideomycetes, Mycosphaerellales, Mycosphaerellaceae. The transcript has a single exon. The coding region runs from base 1 to 462 and encodes 153 amino acids. The record is from RefSeq and is a predicted model, not a curated record.